GACCCAACCCUUCCUUGUCUAAGAUGUCCUUCUACUAUCCCAAGACUCCUUUCUCUCUAGCAGGCAAGACGCUCGUCGUCCCAAUUGUCUCGGCCGGAAAUGUUUCGCAGCUUGCGGUUGAUUUGCUCAUUGCAUCGUUUUCCUUGAAACACGUUGGUAUCUUCAAUCCCAAGGACGUCAUCCCUGUUGUAGCUGCGCGUGAGGAUGGGGAAUCAGGCGUAACGACUCCCAUUGAGCUCUAUGGACAAGAUGGAGUUAGUAUAGUCGUUGUUCAGCAGAGGUCACCUGCCCUCAAAAAUCGGAAGCAAGAAUUCACGGAAUCUCUUCUAGACUUCAUCCAGACAUCCGGUAUCGCAUCCGUUCUCUUUUUAUCAGGCAUCAACUCCUCGAACAGAGCUGAUUCGCAGAUGAUAACCCCGACAUACCACAUCGUACCGAGCAAUUCACCAUCAAUUGCCCAGACGUCUCUGUCCUCAAUAUUGAACCUACCUAUUCCGUCGUAUACCUCUCCCUCUCCGCAGUACCGGCUCUCAGACCAAGUCAUACGUCCCAUUGAAUCCACUCCAAUACCGUUCAUCCCAGGAGGCGGUCUUACCCGGCGGAUUCUGUCUACCAUUUCCACGUAUCCCUCAUCUUGGUCCAUCCCCACUGCAUGCCUUCUGCAGUUCGUCAUGGAGGGCGAUAAUAGAGGCGAUGCUCACCUAUUGGCAGCGGUCUCAGCCAAGGUCCUGGGCAUCGAUGCCCGGAUUACGGAGUGGAAGCAGCCUAGCAGCUGGCAAGUAGGGUUAUUCGGGACUGGGCAUGACCAGACAUUAUACGGUUGAUCUGGUCAUGCUAGCUUACGAUUGAACACUAAGCACUGACUCACCAACGUAUCCGUAUCUGCGAAACUCCCGGGCGAUGCUGUAACCAAUAGUGAUCGUUGCAGGCCGGAUUAUGGCACAAGCAACGAUGAUUGUAUGUUACUAUGUAUCCCAUGAUGAGAGGGUGACAAAUCAAGUGCAGAGAACUAUC
Molecule: messenger RNA, 1014 nt
Organism: Gloeophyllum trabeum ATCC 11539
Lineage: Eukaryota; Fungi; Basidiomycota; Agaricomycetes; Gloeophyllales; Gloeophyllaceae
Exons: 5
Coding region: 24-824 (266 amino acids)
Biological process (GO): proteasome assembly
Cellular component (GO): cytosol; nucleus
Source: RefSeq, a predicted model, not a curated record